Messenger RNA from Stylonychia lemnae, 1131 nucleotides. The record is from the annotation of a GenBank genome assembly. NCBI's taxonomy places the organism in Eukaryota, Ciliophora, Spirotrichea, Sporadotrichida, Oxytrichidae.
AUGGGUUCAUCAGAAUCAAGACCUAGAUCAUAGUCACAUCAAAUUGGAUUUGGAGAAAAUAUUAAUUCUAUUGAUAAGGUGAAUACUAGAAAAAUAAGAUUGGAUUAAUCCUUCGAUUUUGAUAGAAACUAUAAGUAAAACAGUAUCCCAAGGAAAAGCUAAAAUAGUCAAAAUUAUUAUAACCAGAAUAAUGAUGAUUCAAUACAUUAUUAGACUCCUCCCGCUUAAAAUGAUGAUGGAUUUGAGCAUUUAUAAAGCCUGAAUAAGGCUCAGUGUAUAAUUUGCAAAGAAACCUAUCCUAUUUAUGAAAGCUCAGAAAAUGAUUAGUCUAGAACUAGAGUUUUCAUUAUAGGUGGCUAUAUUGAUGAAAAUGGAGGAAAAGAUAUAAAAGCAGUCAAUUGGAAUUUGGAGUAUAUUAAGGAACCCUGCUUCAUUUAGCCAAAGAGUGGAAUGCUGAGUAAUAGAUUUAAUCAUUGCAUGAUAUUUGAUGAAAAAAGGGGCAGGAUAUAUGUUUUUGGUGGUUUGAGUGAUACAUAAAGUAUCAAAAUGAUGUUCUACUAGGAUGAUAGUGACGAAGAUGAUGAUUUUAAAAGACCUAAUAGUUUCUUACAAUCAGGUGAGUACUAUGAUCUUAAAAAUGAUAAUUGGGUAAAUAUUAAAAAUAUGCAUAGCCAUAGAGAGCAAGCUACAUGCACAAUAUUCAAAGAAGAUUAUGUCUAUCUCUUUGGCGGGAUAGAUAGAUUCUCAAGAGAUCCUUAUAGUCUUUUCAAUACAAUCGAUAAAUAUAAUAUUUCUAAUGAUGAUUGGUAUCAACUUAAGAUCAGAAAUGUUUCACUACAGCUAACAAUUAUCAGAGCUUGUUCUCUUUAAAUCAGCUCUAAAGAGAUAAUUAUUUUCGGAGGAAAGUAGGGCAAUGAAAAUAGAAGAGACUCUAUUUAUGAGUACAAUGUAGAGACAAAUGAACUAAUACUUUCUCAGAAUAAACUUCCUUCUGAGAUUGAAUUUCACCAUCCAACUCACUUGAUUAAUGGUGUCCAUUAUAUGUUUGGAUGGAAUAAUAGAGGUCUUCUACUUCUCUCCUAUUCUAUGAUUAAGUAGAGCUUCAACUUAGUAAAUCAAAUGAAUAUAUGA